Messenger RNA from Ornithodoros turicata, 4615 nucleotides. RefSeq names its product PAS domain-containing serine/threonine-protein kinase-like (gene Pask). The transcript is spliced from 18 exons. Gene Ontology annotation, cellular component: cytoplasm; cytosol; nucleus. Gene Ontology annotation, molecular function: ATP binding; protein serine/threonine kinase activity. Bases 476 to 3904 code for a protein of 1142 amino acids. The record is from RefSeq and is a predicted model, not a curated record. Lineage: Eukaryota; Metazoa; Arthropoda; Arachnida; Ixodida; Argasidae. Gene Ontology annotation, biological process: negative regulation of glycogen biosynthetic process; protein phosphorylation; intracellular signal transduction.
GCGGUGUUUCGUGUGCUGGUGAGUGGUGGUGCCAUAAUGCUGUGGGCCACGUGCAAACGAGACUGACGUGACAAACAUGGAACGACGUUAGUGUGCCGUUCCUGCCACGCCGGAAAAAAAGGUAAAAGAAAGCUGAGAGGUCUCAGAGGACGCCGGUUAGCUGGUGAAUAUCCUUAGUGCCUACGUCCCCGAGUUCAAUGUCUUUUUGUGUGUGUGUGUGUGUGUUUUGUACUAACAAAAGUGCCUCGAUGCUGGACAUUGUGUCGUGCAACGCCACCACUCACUACGGUUUCGAGUGGAUCAAACACGGACGUCAGCCGGCGACGUACUACGAGGGCAUGUCAACUACGUACGCACAUACACGAAUGAUCGGAUGCGGAUAUGAAAGUGAGCCAGGGCUGCGGACGGAUACAGAGGACAUGGCAAAAGUUUCAUCCGCGCGCGGUUUUAAAUAAGGCAGGACAGCUGCCCAGGGAUGAAGCAGGUACAUGGACCUAUGACGUCAUCACCAGCGUUGGAGGAGCUACGGAAACGACAGACGCCAGUUCGCCACUCCAAGUUGGCUGCCCGAUGUGCGAACCCCAGUCCGUCCACGCCACCUGGUUGGAACGCCCUCCGGAACUGCCACUCUGAACAGGCCUCCAAACGCCGCACCCGCCGCCAUCCCAUCCAAGCCUGGGGGUCAUUUUCCCCCAACUUGUCAUUCCCUCCUGGUGGGGCCCGACGCGGAGGCCCUCCCCCAAAUGGCCCCAUGGGGGACCCGCGCAAGUGUUCCCUGAACAAGCUGCGCGGGGAUACCCUGUGGUCCCUGAGCUACAGCUUGCCCGGCAGUGUACCCGGUCUGCAGCCGGCCCACGGUGGCAGCACCAACCUGCUCAGUGGCAGCUGGGUCUUCUACGGGGGACUGGGACAGGGCACACCCACAUCAUUGCUUAAUCCGCAGAAGGCGGUGCUCACAGUUGAUGCUGCUACUACACAGAUCCUGACAGGCAACAAAGCAGCUUGCUCUCUGCUAAAAGUGAUGAGCACUCAGCUGAGCAGUAAGCAACUGUGCAACUUUCUAGUCAUGAAAAAAGGGCAGUAUGCCCUCACCGAGCCCGAUGUCACCGCCUCGGGGGAAGUUGUGGUCAUCGCUGGCAAAGUGAUGGACCUCGUCGAUAACGACGGUGAGGUGGUUCCAGUAUCCGUGUGGAUGAGGCGGCUGGGACCGGACUCUGAACCUCGCUGCUUGGUCGUGAUGGAGCCAGUACAAAGGACUACAGCUACUGUUGUGUUUGAUGCGGAUAAAGGCAAAAUCACUGCUGCCGACAAAAGUCUGGCUCUCCUGUGUGGUUAUUCAAGCGGCUCAGAUUUGGAAGGAAUGAGCAUCACAGAGCUGAUUCCUGCGCUUCAGUUACCUACAAACGACGGAGUCCUGAAGACCGUUCGAAAACAGCAGGCAACGGGACGCACACGUGACGGAGGCAGUUUCCCCCUGAGCAUCCUCAUUGAACCGCUCUCUGAUGCUCCAAUCACGCCCAGUGAAGCUCCCUCUGCACCAUGCAGCGAAACCCCUCGUUUGUACAGAGGCACGGUGUGGGUAUUCGCAAACAUCAGCGGGAUGAUCACCAUUUUGCCAGACGGCACCGUUCAUUCGUGCAACUCAAACUUCUCUCUCAUGAUGUUUGGUUACACUCAGUCACAACUACAGGGAAAGAGCAUCACAGCAUUAAUUCCGUCAUUCUACGAUGACUUCGAGUUCCUGGACACGGAUUCUGUUCCAUUGCCCCUACUGGAUGACGAUGAAGAGGACUCCCGUGCGUACAUAGCUGCGGAUGAUCGUGCGGGGUCUGAUUCUGUUGAGCUAUGCAGGCCAUUGAAUCCUACAGGAAAGGGUUGCCGUGUGCAGAAAGUCUCCCACAUGUCGUCGACGUCCUUAGAAGAAAUGGAGCGCUGCUUACAGGGUCUCGCCCUUAGCACCUCGGUAACGUCUGUAAAACCUCACGUGGGAACGUCGGGGUCGUUUCAGCGGUCCACUUCUGCCGCGGACCCCCUUGCACCUCUGCUAGGUCCCUCUGGCGAGUGCUCAGGAGAGGGCCGCCUAAGUGACGUUAACGGCAAUGUAGACCAAACCUGUACAGAAGGCAGAGGUAGCGAUAGACCUCGAUGUAGCAUGAAGUCUUCCAUAAGUGCGGAUCACAUUGAAAUAAGACUUGGUGAGGGCGAUGUGUUUGCCCCUGGUGCAGAAUCUGCAAAGCGUAGCCCAUUACGACAACGUAAGCGAUCGGCAGAGGCGAGCUGCUCUUCUGGCCUUCAGUUGAAGGACCUUGCUGAAGAGGAGGAAGAUGAUGACAAUGGACUUAUCAUUCCUUCAGAACCAGCAAAGUUGUCGACGUCCGAAAGCUUCCAUUCCACGUCGACCGUCACGUCCAGCACUGUUCACAGUACGGAAGAAAAUACGCAAGAAGCUGUCACCGGGGAAAAGGGAACGGACGACACAACUGCGGAGUGUGCACUAAAGCCGGAUCUGAGGACUUUCCGAAGCACUGACUCUCUCUUGAGCAUUUCUGAAGGGUCUUAUUCUGGCCUUGGGAGGCACAAAGAUGGCACAGAUAUUGCAAUUCUUUACCAAGUUCGCCGAGUGGAGCUGGAAGAAGGAUCCAGCAUUUACUGCCUGUGGGUGUCACGAGACAUGGAACUGUACAGCGGUCCACAUUACCCUGCACCGGCUUCUCCGCUCCGCUCACUAACACUGGGUUCGAGUGCUACUUCGUACCUUGAGUCCUCACACCCAACUACGGAUAUUAGCGACUUGGAAAACUUCAAGUCACCGAAACCAGGAGACGAGUCCGUUGAACCCCAAGAGUCUGAGUACACAAGUGGUGUCUACUCCGAUCACUACACAACGCUACAGCAGAUCGGAAAAGGUGCCUACGGCUGUGUCAAGAUGGCAUACAGGAACACUGAUCAUUUACUGGUGAUAACAAAGUUCAUACGCAAGUCCAAAGUCUAUGAAGAGGGCUGGGUGAAUGACCGUCUGAUAGGUCGUGUGGUUCCGAUGGAAGUGAGCCUCCUGACAACCUUCUCUCACCCCAACAUUGUGCACGUGUUGGACGUGUUUGAGAAUGCAGGCUACUUCCAAAUGGUGAUGGAGAAACACGGCUCCGGGAUGGACCUUUUUGAGUUUAUCGACCGGUCACCUCAGCUGGACGAACCACUGGCUUCUUACAUAUUUCGCCAGGUUGUCAGUGCAUUGACAUACCUUCAUAGCCUUCGCAUCCUGCAUAGAGACGUGAAAGAUGAAAACAUCAUCCUCGAUGAACGCUUCAAAGUGAAGCUGAUAGACUUUGGCUCAGCAGCAUUUAUGGCCCCUGACAAGGUGUUCACGACUUUCUGUGGCACCAUGGAAUACUGUAGCCCCGAGGUACUUCAAGGCGACAAGUACACUGGACCUGAGCUUGAAAUGUGGGCCCUAGGUGUCACUUUGUACACGUUAAUCUUUGGGGAGAAUCCUUUCUUUGACGUGGAGGAGACAAUCAGCGGUGUCCUGAAGCCACCUUGUGGUGUUUCCACAGCUCUGUGGGAACUCAUCUCAUGGCUGCUACAUCGUGACCCAAAGAAACGUUGCACUCUGCCAGAAGCAGAAAGACACGAGUGGACGACCCAACCUGUCUGUCCCGAAAGCUACAGGUUUGAAGAUGUCGUCCAUGCCACACCUGAAGAGAUCCAUCCCUCCAAACAUUUUCACCAGGACAGCUCAAUCUACUUGAGCAGCAGCCUGUACGACCUCAAUCGCCGAGGUCGCAGCCUCAGCUGUGGAAGCUCCCAAGCCCACUUGACUGCUUCAACAGACAAGCAGCGUAACUCAUCCGAACUUGCCUACGAUUCGGAGGACAUUUCCGAAGAACUGGACAGCUGCUCUUAAACUCUCCUGCCAUGUGAUCUUCCAUACCGUUUUCUCAGACAGCGCUCUUUGACCUCAUUGGUGAAUUUAUGGUGCAUUUUUUUUAAGGAAAGAGUGGAACUGGAAAAGCCAAUUUUUAGAUGAUAUAUGACGAAAAACAAAUUUGUUCUUAAUGCAGGACUUUGUCAAUGACAAACUAAAUACAAUUUUUCUUUCAGUAAAGAAAAGGCAGGCAUUUUAGAAUCUCUUAUGUAUCUCUGAGCACAGUACGUAGCGGGACACGCACAGAAAAAUUCUUGCAAAUUCUAUAAAUUAGGCUGACAGUGUGGCUAACUUGAGGAACAGAAGCCAAUGCUAUUGUGUGCGCUUGAAUGUAAGGGCAUCUGCUUUCUCACAACUCAGAUUUGUAUUUGGGAAUUCGUAAAUGGGUAUCCAUCAGGAAUGUGCCCAGUGCUCGAUAGUAUACUAAAUACAGAGAUUAUUUCCAUUCGCAUCAGCCACUCAAGAUUAUUUCCAUUCAAGUCAGCAUCAUGCAUUUGAAUUUGCUGUUUUUAUUCAAUUUUAUGAGAUGCAUCCACAAAUGCUGGUGAGGUCAAAGGCCAUGAGCAGUGCAACUUGCAAAUAUUUUUCUCCCUGUAUCUCAGGUUGAUGAGGUAUUUUACCAACGAAGCCAUAAAUUUAGCUUUCAGCAUUCUAUUUUUUAUCAGAUACAAUAACAAUCCCACUAUCUCA